Molecule: messenger RNA, 471 nt
Organism: Prorocentrum cordatum
Lineage: Eukaryota; Dinophyceae; Prorocentrales; Prorocentraceae
Source: the annotation of a GenBank genome assembly
AUGCCCGACCUAAUUCUAGUGUUGGUGUUCAUUUCCAAACCUCCAGCAUCUUUCGUCACCCACACCUUCGCAAAGACGGGCCAUUCUCAGCUUGCCGUCGUUGAUGCCUUCGACGGCACUCCGAAGCACGCGCUGUUCAUCACCGAAGAGGGGCUGCCGCACCGAGGCAGCCGCCGAGAGGAGCUUAACAACGACACGGUUGUAGCUAUCCGAGACGGGCGGUACAGAGUGGAGAUCGGAGGCGCUGACGGUUUUCCAGUUGCGUCACAACGUUUGGACAUCUCGGGCUUGGAGAGCCAAGUGGUGCUCGUCAGGACCGGGGCCGAUGCCGCCGUCCUGAGCCCCAUCCACGAGGCUCUGCUCGUGUUCCCGCAGUCGUGUAGUUCUGUGCCAAGCGGUUCAGAGCCAGUGAAGCAUUUGCAUGUUUUCUACGUUGCUCUCAUUAUAGGCGUGUGCGCGCUGGUGCGAUGA